AUGUCCCAGGGUACCAAGAAAGCACCGUAUGGCACAUGGGAGUCGCCUGCCAAUUCGAUCGAAGCCCUCCUCGUAGAUGGCGUAACUGGAACGGUAUACAACCUGGAAAGACGUCCGUCUGAGGGUGGAAGGUCUGUUUUAGUUGAGACACGGUCUGGGAAGGAUGUAUUGGGCCCUAAAUCAGAUGGAUCCCGAUGGAACGUCAGAACAGGCGUACAGGAAUACGGCGGAUCACCGGCUCUUGUACACAACAACAUCGUCUACUUCUCUCAUUAUGAUGAUGGGAGAAUCUACAGUAAGGAAUUGGGAACAGAGGGCUCAAAGGUCAUUGGAGUUACACCAGGUAGUCGUUUGCCAAUUCACUCGCACCUCCUUUUCGCAGUCCUCGAAGACCACACAGACGACACGCCAGCAGGAGUCGUUACUUCUCUUUGUGUUAUCGACACAUCGAACCAGUCUGGCGAUGAUAAAGUCUCCGUCAUCGUGAAAGGUGCAGACUUUUACGCGCUUCCUUCCUUCUCACCCUCGGUCGAGGGGCGUCCAUCAAAACUGACUUGGAUGGAAUGGUAUCACCCUGACAUGCCCUGGAUUGGCGGAGAAGUGUACGUUGGGGACGUCGUAAUCGAAGGAGCUCGACCCGUCCUCCCAACUCCCUUGCCCGAGGACUUUGGGUAUCCUUUCUGGUCUCUCGAUGAGUUCCCCUACACUCUGGUCUCUGCCGGAGGAAAGAAGGGUGCAGUAUGGAAGGGCAUUAAAGAAGGACGGGAUGUGCUCUACUACAUCCCUGUAGGAGAAGGGAAGGAGCCGGCCAAAGCCCACUUAAUCCCAUCGCCCUACGUUUCACUCGGGCCUUCCAUCCUCGCCUUGCCCGGCGGUAAGGAAGUUGUGUUUAUCGGUCAGAAAGCGGACGAAGAGAAGACCAUUGUUCAAGUCAGUGUAGAGGGGCUGAUUGAGGGUAACGCGGAGUUCGUUGGUAUCGCGGUGAAGAAGGAGAAGGAGGAAAAGAAGACGGAGUUGACGAAGGAUCUGGUUUCUGCGCCGAAGCCCAUCACGCUGAAGUUGGCCGAUGGCCACCCUUUGCAUGUUGUCUAUUACGCACCAUAUAAUCCGGCGUACGCAGGCCCCAAUGACCCCAGCGAGAAGCCUCCGGUCGUGGUGAAUAUUCACGGCGGACCUACUGCGCACGUAUCCCAAGGAUUAGAUUGGAAGAAACAGUACUGGACUACAAGAGGAUGGGCGUGGCUUGAUGUCAACUACCGCGGGUCAUCCGGAUAUGGACGUGCCUACAUUGAGCAGCUCAACCGUAACUGGGGUGUUGUAGACGUCCAAGACUGCAUUAAUUCGGUUCGUCUUCUGUCUGGAGGCGAGCACGAUUUGGUGGACCCCAAGAGGGCUGUGAUUAGAGGAGGAUCUGCGGGCGGGUUCACGGUCCUGGCCGUUAUCAGCCUUCCGGAGAAAGAAACCGACAGGAAGACAUUUGCUGCUGCCCAAGCCAGCUACGGCAUUUCUGAUCUCAAAAAAUUGGAAGAAUUUACGCACAAGUUUGAGAGCCAUUACUUGAGCGGUUUACUAGGAGGAUCGUCGGCUGAAGUCCCCGAAACAUAUGCCAAGCGAAGUCCCAUUAACAGCGUAUCCAAGAUCGAGACCCCACUGCUUAUUCUUCAAGGAUCUGCAGACAAAGUUGUCCCACCCGCUCAAUCUUCAUCCAUCUACGAGAUCCUCAAGGCCAAAAACAAUGACGUCGAGUACAAGGAGUACGAAGGGGAAGGCCAUGGAUGGAGGAGGGAAGACACCAUGCGGGAUGCCAUAGAGAGAGAGAGGGCGUUCUAUGAGAGAGUUCUGGGAUUAAAGAAUGUAGCUUGA
Molecule: messenger RNA, 1863 nt
Organism: Coprinopsis cinerea okayama7#130
Lineage: Eukaryota; Fungi; Basidiomycota; Agaricomycetes; Agaricales; Psathyrellaceae
Product: peptidase
Exons: 10
Coding region: 1-1863 (620 amino acids)
Biological process (GO): proteolysis
Molecular function (GO): serine-type peptidase activity
Source: RefSeq, a predicted model, not a curated record